UCAUGGCUACACGCAGGACAAAAACAUAACACUCACACCUGGCGCACUUUAGCAACUGCGUCCCUGCUAUAAAUAAGCUUUUUCCCCUUUCCCGUUUCCCUCCACCAUCCCUUCCUCCAUCUUCAAGUCUCUAUCUCAGAUAACACGCACACACACACACACAUACAAACUCACAUACACAGAGCGAAAAUUCAUGAGAUUUUGAGAGUUUUUUGUGAAGAGAAGGAAUGGCGAAUGUGUACGGAAGUUGAACAAUGGCGGCGGUUUCACCUUCUCUACAGGCCAGUUUCAAUGCCUCUUCUUCUAAGCUUUGCUUUGUGAGGCUUGAUAGGUUUAAUCGAAGGUCUUUCCAUUGCAAAAAGAAGAGUGAUUCAUGUUCAUGGAUAAUCAAAUCGGUAAUUAACAACAAAAGUAUUAAUGGUGAUGAGGCAAUAGAACCUGCAAGAAUUCUUCUAGAAAGACUAUUUGUUCAAACCCAAAAACUCGAAGAAAAAAUAAAUAAAAAUUCAAAUCCACCUCAAGAUAUCGAAUUAGAACACUACCUUGGAAAACUCGAAUCCGAUCUUCAAACAGCCUUGACUGUUUUAAGAAAAAAAGAAGAAGAUUUAGAAGCUGCAGAAAACAAAAUAUCAUUAGAAUAUCGCGAUUUGAAUAACGCGAAAAAUGAGUUGAAUAAACGAGAAGAAAAUAUAUCGGAUGCUUUUUUGAGACAAGAAAAACUCGAAAAUGAGUUGAAUUUAGCGAAUCUUGAUUUGGCUUCUCGAGCGACCGAAAUCGAAGAUUUAAAGCUUCAAAUUGAAAAACGUGAUCACGAAGUGAUGUUGGCUAGAUCGAUGCUUGAAUUAAAAGAAGAUGAAAUUAAAGUCAUGGUUGAUGAAUUGAGGGUAAAAUCGGAAGAAUCCGCGAAUUUUGAAUUGGAGAUUAUGGAAAAAUCGAGGGUUUUGAUCGAAACGAAUGAGAUUUUGAAAAAACAAGAGGUCGAGAUUGAAGAAUUGAAAGAAACGAUACGUGAGAAGAACGAAGAACUUGAGAUUUCCACGAUGCUUCUCGAAUCCGAAAACGAGAAAUUAAAAGUUGUGGAGGAAAAUUUGGAGAAGCAAACGAUGGAUUGGCUUGUAGCGAAUGAAGAAAUGACGGAAUUACCCUCGACGGUUGAAUAUUUUGACGAUUUAACGAGAGUGAGAAUGCUACUUUCCGAUGUUCGAUCGGAAUUGGUAUCGUCGCGGGAAUCGUUGAUUCUAUCCCGGAAAAAGAUGGAAGACCAACAAGCGGUGCUCGAACAUGAGAUUUUGGAACUCGAGGAACAUCGGAAAAGCUUGAGUGAUUACACGAGAAGUGUUAAAGAUGCCGAGACGGAAGUCGAAAAGGAACGAGUUAUGUUUCGGCUCGCCGAGGGUCGGAAUCAGGAAUUCCAACGUGAUUUGUUAAUCGAGAAAGAGCUAAUCGACGAGUUACAAAAUCAGUUAAAUUCCGAAAAAGAUUCGUUACGAAAAGCAAACGAAGAAAUCUUGGAAAUUAAAGACGAAUUAAAUCGGAGAAAUUUGGAAUUUUCGGAAAUCCAAAAUCGUCUCGAGUCAAAAGAAGCCGAACUCGUGGACGCGAAAAUAGAGAUUCAAAGUUUGAAAUCCGAGCGGGUUUGUCUCGAGGUUAUGUUAAACGAGAAGGAAUCGGAACUAUCCGAUGCUCGUGAAAUCCUCGAUGAAGUGAAUCGGGAAAUCAUGAAUUUAAAAAUGCUUUUGGGACGUAAAAUCGAGACCGGAAUUGACUAUUCCGAAGCAAAAAACGUCAUGGAACGGAUAUUCGAGCUUACAAACAAAGUCGAUGAUUCCAUCGUGAAACCGGAAUCCAAAUGGGAAAAGAAACGUGUCGAGACGGAAUUAGAUGUGAUCCGUGGCACAUUACGGUUACGGGAAUUUGAAGUUUUGCGGUCUCGAAGAGAGAUCAUGAUUAAAGAAGACAAGGUUAAAUCGGUUUUGGAAAAGUUAGAUGAACGAGAGAAUGAGAUGGCGGAAAUGAAGUGGGAAUUGAGUCAAGAUGUUGAUGAAUUAAGGCGGCUUUAUGCGAUGGCGCAAGAGAGAAUUGGCGAGAGAACGAUGGGGGAAUUGGCGAUUGAAAAGAUGGAAUUGGAAGCCGCGGAAAUUGAAAUUGAGGCGGCGGUGAGUGCGCUUGAGAAGAUAAUGGAGAUGAGUCGAGAGCUUUUACGAGCAACGAGUGUAAUUGUCGAUGCCGAUUCCGAUGUUGAUGUUUCGAUGGGAAUUGAGAGGUGUGGUUUUGAAGAUCCGGGAUUUGAGGAACUUAGAAUGGAAGCCGCGAGGCUUUCGGAUUUUACCGAAAAGCUUGUUCGAGAGGCGGGAAUUGGAAAAGAUUUGGCGGUUGUAGAUAAAUAACAAAAUGUUUGUUAUUUGUAUUCGCGAUUUGUUAUGUGUUAUUGAAACGAAUGGAAGUGAUAUGCCAUCGUCCAUUGACAAAGAUGUUAAUGGACCUAAUUGUCAUGAUAAUAACAUUGUUUUUUUAUAA
Molecule: messenger RNA, 2517 nt
Organism: Lactuca sativa (garden lettuce)
Lineage: Eukaryota; Viridiplantae; Streptophyta; Magnoliopsida; Asterales; Asteraceae
Product: Myosin heavy chain-related protein
Biological process (GO): reciprocal meiotic recombination
Source: RefSeq, a predicted model, not a curated record